AUGGCUAUCAAGAAGCCAAACCGUUGGAACCGAUUCAUGAAAACUACAGGGGCUAGAGCCGUGUUCCGGGGACGUCGAAAAGGCGUCAAGCACCGACCGGCUAUGGGUGGUGUUUCUGAUCUAUAUUGGGAGCUGUCGCCUGAAGAGAGGGCUUCGUUUGCAGAUCCACCACCCCCUGAAACUUUGAUUCCGGCUGAUGAUCCGAACAAACAUCAUACUGCUGAGGAAGAGUCAAUUGCUGCCGAGGCUGAACGGGGUCAACGUCAGACAAUAUCAUUCAAACGAGCCUCGGAUCAUGUACAAAAUUUUAUGGAAAGCUGGGUCCAACAAUUUACUCAGACUACUCACAGUGCGACCGCCUUUACUGCUGCUGCUCGCAACAUUGAUGGUGAACGACACUACCCUGCUCGUAUGCAAGCCUACCUUACUGGCUAUGGGGUUGCUGAGAUUACAGCUUAUGCAAAUACCAGGCGUUGCCGGAUGAAGGACCGACCGGUAUCGGCAAAGGCUCGCAUGUCUCAACUAGUUGCUGAGAAAACCAAUGGUGCCAUGACGACGUGGCCAUGGACUAAAACAGACUUCAAGCUGGCGAAAAUCAAGUACCGGCUUGUCCUGCUUCCUGGGGCAAAGAUUCAGGCUUCAUGGAUCAAAAGUCCUAGCCGAAACCUCCAUACGGCACCCAAAACCAUACUACAUACUGACUUGGAUGAUAAGCUCAUUGACGUUGUUUACGACCCGACUAUACCCGAUGGAAUCAGCUCCGACUAUGUGCUAACCCCUGAGUUUCUCAAAGCCCCACUACCCAGUAGCAGUUGUUCUAGAUCCUCUCCCUCCAGUUCUACACCUUCCCUUCAUAGUGAUGACGAUAUGAGUUCUGAUGAAUAG
Molecule: messenger RNA, 885 nt
Organism: Puccinia triticina
Lineage: Eukaryota; Fungi; Basidiomycota; Pucciniomycetes; Pucciniales; Pucciniaceae
Exons: 5
Coding region: 1-885 (294 amino acids)
Source: RefSeq, a predicted model, not a curated record